Molecule: messenger RNA, 3439 nt
Organism: Capra hircus (goat)
Lineage: Eukaryota; Metazoa; Chordata; Mammalia; Artiodactyla; Bovidae
Gene: WDR27
Product: WD repeat domain 27
Exons: 24
Coding region: 746-3199 (817 amino acids)
Molecular function (GO): protein binding
Source: RefSeq, a predicted model, not a curated record
GCCUGGUGCCGGGCGGUCAGGCCCGGGCUCUCGCCUUUGUUGGUGCUCGUGCCCCUGGGUUUCAGGUGCGCUGCGAGGCUGCGAUGGGCUGUGGGGCAGAGCGGAAGCAGGUAACCCGGAGCCGCUGCCUCGUGUGUAAGCUGGGGACAGGGUCUGAAGCUUUAUUUCUGUCCGUGUCUCAUUGAUUUAUGCUUUAUGAGACGCGGCCAGUGAACCAGUGGCCACGCUAUCCGAGACAGUCAGCCCGGACGACAGGAUGUUGUACAAUAGUUGACUGGGCCCCAGAUGAGCAGUCGACAGCAAUGUGUUGUGCGGUUUCCCACCAACCAGCGUAGGAGGUGGCUUUGUCUCCUCACUGGUGACAGCUGUCGACUCUGGCCGUGAUCUGGAGGUGCGGCUCGGGGCUGGUGAUCACCAGGCCUCUGCGAGGGUGGCGUUCCCUCUGUUACCAGCGGGGGCCGCAGACGCCCCACGUCUCUGUGGGUCUGCUCAGUGGGAGCCGCAGGGCGGGAGCCCAGGCCUGCAUGACUUGAAAGCCUGUGGGAGCAGUGACAGUCAUGGCAGGGAACCUCUGGAGUGGGCAGGGCUUCUGGUUUCUCUUUCUUGAGGGAGAAGUGGGGAGAUGAGUUAGGAGGUGUGACGUGCGUGUGUGAUUGUACUGGUAAUUGGGCAUAAACAGCAGACUGGUCUGCAUUAAGCAUCAUGCCCAUGGUCGGUCAUAUGUUCUUGGGGCUCCAGGUGGAAGAUGGAAGAACCACGAGAGGCUUUCUCCAGGAAUGAUGGCCGUGCGGGUGCUAUCGUGGUGGAAAAGUUCCUGGUGGAUUCCGUGAAGCCUGCAUCCCACGUGCAGCUCGCCUGCAGUGGGCAGUGCUGUGCUUUCCCUUCAGAUGGAAACGAGCUGUGCAUAUGGGACACCAAGGACCCUCCUCACCAGCUGAUGAUCCUAAAAGGACACCGUCAGCCCAUCACUGCCGUGACAUUUGGGAGCAGAGAGAGCCCGCUUCUGGUCUGCUCUGCGUCGCUAGACUGUGUCAUGAUGUGGGGCCUGGGCGAGUGCAGGCGGGAAGAGCUUCAAGGGCGACUUCCGCGGGGGACCUCUCUCGGCGCCCUCUUGGGAAGGGUGCUGUGUCUGAGGCUUAGCCCCGAUGACCGAGUGGUGGCGGUGUGUGUGAAAAACAAAGUGCUCAUGCUGGACCUUGAGAGCCGGUCCCUGCUGGCUGAGCUGGAUGGCCACCAUGGCCCAGUGACCGCGGCCGAGUUUUGUGCUUGGCAACCACACAUCCUCAUCUCGGCGUCCGAGGACAGAAGCUUCAAGGUUUGGGACCAUCGCACGGGAUCACUGAUAUACGGCUCAUCAGUGUUCACAGCCGCACCCCUCCUGAGUCUCCUUGUGGACCCGCGGAGUCAGCAGCUGGUGGCUGGCUGCACGGACGGCCAGCUCUGGAUCUUCAGUUUGGUCGAAGGGCACCAUUACCGCUGUGUGACGCACGUUGACCUAAAGAGAAAGAGAGAGAGUUUCUGCGCUAGGAGGGCAGAGUCUGAGCCAGAAGGUGGUCAGCCUCCAUCCACGAAGGCCCCAGAAACAGGAGAAGAGACUGAGGUGGCCCUUCCCGUCCUGAGCCUGGCAGCCUGCGACUGUGGAUUCCUCUCUGAGACUGCCUGCUGCUUGUGGAUUGGAAGCUCUGCUGGUUUGCUCAUGUUUAACUUGGCAAGCUUUGAACUGGAGGCCGUUUUACAUUACAAGGACUUCCGGAGCCUCAGCAUUCAGGUUGCUGGAUCGUGCGCGGUGGCGAGCAGAACCGGCGGUGGUGAGGCCCUCUGUUUGCUCACGUCCAUGUUCGGGAACGAGACCGCGCUGGUGGAGGUGGACCCUGCCGCUCUGCUGAGGUCCCAGCAGCGCCCCCGCCGGGGACCGGACCUGUCGGCGCUGCCCAGCUCCUGUGUCUCACCGACCUCUCCGCUGUACUUGGGACUUGUUAAGGAAAAAAGGACCAAGCCGGCUACUCAGAAACACUCUGCUGCUCGGAGUGUCGUGAAGGACCACCCGCUGGUUUUCCACAGCAAGAUACGGUCGUCGGGCUACACGGCUGCCCCGUGUACAACUAUGUUUUCACCAAAGACUAGCUUCAAAAAUGAUGGUAAAAGAGCUUCAAGAAGCAAGAGCAAUUACGGGUGGUAUGUGACCUACAAGGAGUGCCCUUUGGAGAGCCCUGCGCCCAGCGAGCUGAGCCGGCAGCUGGCCGUGGCCCGCGGCCAGGCCCUGCUCUGUGUUCAGUAUUCAGGAGAUGGACAGCGGCUGGCCUGUGGCUCGGCCAACCACUUGUUCCUGGUCUGCGAUGCUGAUCUUACUGGGACGCCUGCUGUUUUGUCAGGUCACGACGGGGCGGUGGGCAGCGUGUGCUGGAGCCACGAUGGCCGCUGGGUGCUGUCCGCCUCCCAGGACGGGACGCUGCGGGUGUGGUCGGUGCGCGGCCCGGAGCUGGCGCUGCGUCUGGGCACAGACACGUUCCCUAAGCCUGUCCAGUCGGCACAGUUCUAUUACAUGGACGCGUUUAUCUUGUCUUCCUCGGGCCCCGAGGUCCAGCUGCUCAAGCAUCACAUCGACACCAGCAAGGACGACUUACGAAGGUACAGACAGAAGAGCUGGUGUGUACCGGUGUGCAGGCUCCCCUCGACCGACGCCACGGAGGUCACCAGCUUGUCCGCAGUGAAUGACUUCCACUCCUACCUCGUGCUUACUGCCGGGCGGAACCGGACCUUAGAGGUUUUCGACCUCAACAUGGGCUGCAGUGCGGCCGUCAUCACAGGAGCCCAUUCUCGGCCCGUCCACCAGAUCUGUCAAAAUAAAGGGUCAUCAUUUGCAACCCAGCAGUCCCAGGCUUAUAAUCUCUUUGCGACCGCGGCCACUGGUGACGGGAUAAAGCUCUGGGACCUGAGGACCCUGAGGUGUGAGCGCCGUUUUGAAGGCCAUCCAAGCCGCGGCUACCCGUGUGGAAUCGCUUUCAGCCCUUGCGGCCGGUUCGUGGCUUGUGGCGCUGAAGACAGACACGCGUACGUGUACGAAACCAGCUCCAGCACUUUCUCCCGCAGACUCGCAGGACACACCAGCACGGUAACUGCGGUGGCCUUCAGCCCGGUUGCCACUCAGCUCGUCACAGCCACCUUGGACGGCAAGCUUCAGCUGUUUCAGGCCCAGUGAUGCUGACCCACGGGCUGGGCACCGCCUGGGCCAGAGCAUGGCCUGAGUCUGGGUCCUCGACCUGAGAGACGCCGGCAGUGUCUACACCACCUGCCCAUCUGAGCCACCCUCACAGCUGCGGCCCACCUACUCCUUGCUGGGGAUUCCCUGCCCUGGAAAAAUGGAAAUGGUGUCCAACACCUCUGCACAGAAUCUGGUCAAGUUAGAAUAGAAUGUUCUUCAAUAAAAAAUAAUCUAGUA